Molecule: messenger RNA, 1284 nt
Organism: Paramecium tetraurelia
Lineage: Eukaryota; Ciliophora; Oligohymenophorea; Peniculida; Parameciidae
Exons: 1
Biological process (GO): iron-sulfur cluster assembly
Cellular component (GO): cytosolic [4Fe-4S] assembly targeting complex
Molecular function (GO): protein binding
Source: RefSeq, a predicted model, not a curated record
AUGUAAUAAUGUUUCUACUAAUUUAAAUCUAAAAUUCUAGCUUAGUAUUCAAUAUUGGAGAGUAAUCUGGUAAAUUUAAAUUCAAAACAAAUUAGUAAAACUUUAAGCAAUUUUGUUAAAUUUAAUGAAGAAAAAAAAUAAAAGUUGGCAGAUUAGUUCAUAAGAAGCACUGAGCAAUUUAUAAAAAUUUUGAAUGAUUGCAGCGAUGAGUUUGUAAAUCAGGUUGAUUAAUUCGAAGAUUCUGAAGAUGAAGUUCUAAAUAAUUCUAAUCCAUUCUCAUACGAGUUAAUGAAAGAAAACAAAAGAAAAUCAAUUGGAUGUUGCUCGUUUGCAUUUAAUAACGAUUCAUCUAUUAUUGUGGCUGGAUUAGAUAAUGGUACAAUUCAGAUAUUUGAGUUAAUAAAUGAAUUGAUGAAAGAAAAAUAGAUAAUAAAAAAUCAUACAGAGGCAGUCUAUUGCUUAUAAUUUAUGCCAAAAACUAAUCAAUUUGUCUCUGGAAGUGCAGAUGCAAGUCUUAUAAUCUGGUCGAUGAAUGAUUAGCAAGAAUGGUUUAAAAGUUCUAAGUUGUUAGGACAUACUGGCAUAAUGAUGUGUUUAAUAAUAGAUAAUAGUGAAAAUAUGAUAUUCUCAGGGAACAGCGAUCGAUCUAUUAAAAUUUGGGAUAAGUAGUAAAAUUAUCAAUGCAUAUAAACUUUCGAUGAAAUAACAGGAGAAGUAUAAUCAUUAAGUUUGAAUUCUAGAUAAGAUAUGCUGAUUUCUAGUGUUGAAUAUUCAGAUUAGAUAUAUGUGUAUGAAAAAUAUCAUAAUUAAUGGAGAUUUUACAAGAUUAUAUCAGUGAAGCCUUGGGGAUAUAGGCUAUGCUUUAUAGACGAAAUUAGAUUUGCAUUUCAACCUUUUGCUUCCUAGUUCAUGGAAAUUUAUGAAUUAAAGCGAGAUGCGAAGGUGUUUACUUAAAUAAAAUAAGUAUCAGUGUUACCAAGUUCUUAAUGUGAUGCUUUAUUCCCUUAGCAAUUUAUUAAACAAAAAUCUAUUUUAAUAACCAAGAAUGGAUAGUUUGUAAAUUUAUUCAGAAUUAUGCCAAAUAACACAAUUUAAAGUUAGGUACCAAUAAAAUUUUGUGAUGUAUAAAUAUAUGGAGCAUUAGACAAAAAUGGUGAAUAUUUAAUUACAUGGGACGCUACUUCUUAACAAAUAUAAUUAAGAAAAUACAAAGAGGAAUAGAUAAGUAAUUGAACUAUAGAUGUAAUUUGACUCUAUAUCAUUAUUUUUGAACUCUUUCUUAAA